UAAAUUUCAAACGACAACUUCCGGAAGAUGCAGUGUAGCCUCUUCACCGAAACUCAGAUUCACUUCCGUCGAGAUGUUUCCAUAGUAAUUUGAACUAUGGCUUUGAACAGAUCGGACCGUUGUUCUACAUGUCUGAGGAAGUGUUAUGUUACUUCUGGCCAGAACCCCAUCAAGAUGUCAUGUGGUCACCAUACAUGUUUCAGGUGUCACCAAACACAAUGGCUGACCUCGGAAAGAAACGACAGCGAAGAAAUCAAAUGCAUCAAAUGUACAUUGGCCAUUCUGAAUGAUAAAAGCAAUGAUAAGCAUGAUCUACUAAAGAGACAUCCUGAGCUGUGUGUCAGAUCGGCCAAUGUCAGAGCUGUCAUCAAAGGGGUCAGAGAACCAAAGGCCCAGACUGAUACUGCUGACAAGAUCAGGUCACAUACAGCCAAGGACACUUGCGGCUCAGAUGCAUGUCCCCAGCACUACAAAGGGGUUCACCACCACCGCGCAAGCUCCAGUCCUGCGAACGUUUUCCUUGCAUCACCAGAGACGGAAAUGAAUAGUAAACAAUCCCACGAGUCAUGUAAGGACAAAACACGGCGUAACAAGGACACAGAAUGGAGUAGUGAACCAAAUGACAAGAUUUAUAAACUUAAAGACAUGUCGCCUCCUUCUGGAAAUGUGCUUAAGUUUACUCAACUGGACCCAAAACAAAAAUAUGGACAUUCAAAGAAAACACACAAGAACAUUACAAAGGCAAAGUUUUUGUUUCCGGAAAAAUCUUCAAAGGAAAGUUCUGUGUCAGCAAUAAACAAAGCAGAAGGACGUGUCAAGCAGCCUUCCGAUUCUCAGCCCUCAAGACAAACAUACACCAAGACAGAUACAAGUGUACUCACACUGCCACAUACAUCGACGCAUGACCAGUAUGACAAUGAAGGACAAAACGAAGUGGAUUCCACGGUAAAUAGUGAUAAUGGAAGCAAAUCAUCAGGAAGGUCACAUCACAAACACAAGAGUUCGCAUAAAAAAUCAAAGAAGAAAAAGAAACACAAAGAGAAAAACAGGACAAAGUCUGGUCAAGAUUCGUCAUUACAAGUAACAGAUAUUCCAGACGGAAACACGAAACCCAUUGAAAAGCAGUCGGAAAUGUCACCACAACCGCGUCACCUAAACACAACAUCCGUUGUUGGCAAAGUGGAGGUUGGGGAUACCUUAUCUAUUCAUGGAAAUGAUGAGGACUAUUCGUCUCCUGUUUCUGGAGGUAGCGGGAUGGAUACGUUGUCAAUUGCUAAAGAUCUACAAGAGGAAAAAUGGUCCUUUCCUGUAAAAAAGGAGGAUACUCUAAUUUCAGCGAAUAACGAGGAGGUUAUAUUGUCUGUAAGUGAGGAAAAUAUGUCAGUUUUUUGGUAUGCUGGCAAGUGAGUCUGGAAAUACAAAAGAAAAUAAAAUUGUUGAAAAUAAUGAGGAAG
This is a messenger RNA of Pecten maximus, 1454 nucleotides long. RefSeq lists its product as uncharacterized. Bases 97 to 1407 code for a protein of 436 amino acids. NCBI's taxonomy places the organism in Eukaryota, Metazoa, Mollusca, Bivalvia, Pectinida, Pectinidae. The record is from RefSeq and is a predicted model, not a curated record. The transcript has 4 exons.